Prunus armeniaca (apricot) is the source of this 1278-nucleotide messenger RNA. NCBI's taxonomy places the organism in Eukaryota, Viridiplantae, Streptophyta, Magnoliopsida, Rosales, Rosaceae. The record is from the annotation of a GenBank genome assembly.
AUGCAGAUCUCUUCAGUAAAGCUCAGAACCUCGACUUUCACGUCCUCAGAGUGUUUGAACCAGAGGUGUUCGAUAAAGGCUCAGUCUUUUUCACUACCUAGUUUUCAGAAUGUCCAACAGAGUGUGAACCACUCACUCUCUUCUUCAUUCAAACCCCUUUACAUUUCUUCCACCGAGAGUUUCGCAUUGGUGAGCAAAACCCAGCGAGUUACAGAGUGCAAGGCCUAUGAGGCAGACAAGUCAAGACCUUUGAAGAUCAACAUUGAAUUGCCGGACCAGCAGGCGGCCUCUCAGAGGUUCAAGAUUGGUAUAUACUUUGCUACCUGGUGGGCUUUGAAUGUGGUGUUCAAUAUCUACAACAAGAAGGUUUUGAAUGUGUUUCCUUAUCCAUGGCUCACCUCCACUCUCUCACUCGCAACUGGGUCGCUCAUGAUGCUCAUUUCUUGGGCCACCAGGAUCGCUGAGGCCCCAAAAACUGAUUUAGAUUUCUGGAAGACUCUGUUUCCGGUUGCGGUGGCACAUACAAUUGGGCAUGUAGCAGCGACUGUGAGUAUGGCAAAGGUUGCGGUUUCGUUUACCCACAUCAUCAAGAGCAGUGAGCCUGCCUUCAGUGUAUUGGUUUCACGGUUCUUGUUAGGUGAAUCCUUUCCUCUGUCGGUUUACCUCUCUCUUUUUCCAAUUAUUGGAGGAUGUGCGCUUGCUGCCAUAACCGAGCUCAAUUUCAACAUGAUUGGGUUCAUGGGGGCUAUGAUAUCGAACCUGGCAUUCGUGUUCAGAAACAUAUUUUCGAAGAAAGGGAUGAAGGGGAAGUCUGUCAGUGGUAUGAACUACUAUGCUUGUCUGUCUAUGUUGUCUCUACUGAUCCUAAUACCAUUUGCCAUUGCCGUGGAGGGCCCCAAGGUGUGGGCCGCUGGAUGGAACACAGCUCUUGCACAAAUUGGUCCCAAUUUUGUCUGGUGGGUGGCAGCCCAGAGUAUCUUCUAUCACUUGUAUAAUCAGGUUUCGUACAUGUCAUUAGAUCAGAUAUCUCCCUUAACAUUCAGCAUCGGGAACACAAUGAAGCGGAUAUCCGUCAUAGUCUCCUCCAUCAUUAUCUUCCACACACCUGUUCAACCCGUCAAUGCACUUGGAGCAGCCGUUGCAAUCCUUGGCACCUUCCUCUACUCACAGAUCACAAUGGCAUGUGCAGACCACCCCAAGUUAUACAGAGACAUACAAGUGAACAACAGGCAAGCAUUGAGGAAUGUAAAGAUGCCAAGUUGCUUGAAACAUGGAUGA